CACAAAAUUAUUUUUAUUUAUCUUGCACAACUUGAUUUCACUUCGCAUUUUCUGUAUUAAUUGACGAUAAUUAAACAUGGAUAAAACUACAAACAACAAAUUAACAUGUUCAAUGUACAAGCAAUUCCUCGAAGAACAAUAUGGAUUGCCCAUAAACAGCUACUACAUCCUUAUGAACGGAAAAAUAGUCGAUUCAAAUUAUAUUCUCAAUGAUAGCAACUUAAAAUGUCUUCAAAUUAUCCCGAGGAUUUUGGGGGGAAAAGGUGGUUUCGGGUCUAUGCUGAGAGCCAUCGGGGCCCAGAUAGAAAAGACUACGAAUCGUGAAGCUUGCAGAGAUUUAAGUGGCAGACGUUUGAGAGAUAUUAACGAGGAACAAAGGUUGAAGAAAUGGAUUAAUCAACAGGCUGAAAGGGAGAAAGAAGCCAAAGAAAGGAAAAAGAAGAAGCUGGAAAAGUUGUGCGAACCUCCUAAGCACGAAUUCAAAGAUUCAGAAUAUGAUAAAGAAAGAUCGGCACUUCCUGAAUUAGUAGAAGAUGCUGUAGUUCAAGGUAUGCAAGCCUCUAGCAGCAAAUCAGUGGUGAAAAGAAAACACGAAGAAACUGAAACCAACAAGAAGAAGAAGAGAAAGUUUUGGGUCGAUGAUGAAAUGGAUGACAUCAGUUCUGGAGAAAGCGAUGACGGUGAUGAUGAUAAUGAAGUUAGCAGUUCCAGUGAGAAGAAUACAGAGCAAAAAUCUGUACAAGGUUCGUCGAAAACUGAAGUCUCACCAGAUACAACUUCUUCGGAUGAUGAUAAAACAAAUUCACCUAACAAUAAUUGAUUUUAAUUUUUAAGUAUUAUUUUUAUAUUUCAAUAUGAACUUAAUGUAGAUAAAAAAACUUAAGAAUACAAAUUUAAGCACUAUUCAUCGUUUUCUGCUUCUCCUGUAUCCACGUUCAUCUGUUCAUCUGUGUCAUCUCUUCUAGGCUGAUCUUCAGUCUCGUCCAUCUUUUCAACUUCCUCAGUUUCUACUUGCUGUUUCUGAUUCGACGGGGUUUCAACAGGUUGAUUGUCAAUGGGCUCUUCUUCAAUAGGAACUGGCAAUUGCUUUCCUGUAUCUUCAUCUUCACUAUCCGUAUCCCUAUCUUCUCCCGGGUGAGCUGAAACGAAUCCCUCAUGAUCCUGUACUGGAACGUCGCCUGGCU
Molecule: messenger RNA, 1184 nt
Organism: Phyllotreta striolata
Lineage: Eukaryota; Metazoa; Arthropoda; Insecta; Coleoptera; Chrysomelidae
Source: the annotation of a GenBank genome assembly